Molecule: messenger RNA, 1162 nt
Organism: Nymphaea colorata (pocket water lily)
Lineage: Eukaryota; Viridiplantae; Streptophyta; Magnoliopsida; Nymphaeales; Nymphaeaceae
Product: peroxidase P7-like
Exons: 4
Coding region: 83-1048 (321 amino acids)
Biological process (GO): response to oxidative stress; hydrogen peroxide catabolic process
Molecular function (GO): heme binding; peroxidase activity
Source: RefSeq, a predicted model, not a curated record
CCUUUAUUCUUCAUGUCCUCCUCCACGCCUUGGUUUCCUUCCUUUCUCAUAUUGAGGUUGGCUCAAGAGCCAGCGCACCGCCAUGGCCGCCCUCGGUUCCUUCAUCUUCUCGGUCCUCUUUCUGUUGGUUACCAUUAUCGAUUCCUCGUCUAGCCUGUGGAGCAACUACUACUACACUUCCUGCCCUCAGGCGCAUACCAUAAUAAAAGCAGGCGUUCAAGAAGCUGUAAAGAAGGAAGCCCGCAUGGGGGCGUCCUUGCUGCGCCUGCAUUUCCAUGACUGCUUUGUGAAUGGGUGCGAUGGAUCGAUCCUGUUGGACCAGGGAGAAGGCAACUUCACCACCGAGAAAGAAGCACCUCCAAACAAUGGCUCAGUCCGAGGCUUUGAAGUCAUCGACAGUAUCAAGGCGCAGUUAGAGAAGGCCUGCCCGGGGGUCGUCUCCUGCGCGGACAUCCUCGCCGUUGCUGCCCGUGACGCCGUCGUUGAGUUGGGAGGUGCGCCAUGGGGAGUUCCACUUGGAAGAAAAGACGCCACAACUGCAAGCCAAGAUCUUGCCACUCUGCGCCUUCCUAACCCUGACUCAAAUCUCGCCGAGCUGAUAGGGAAUUUUUCGGUGCAAGGACUUUCAGAGUAUGACAUGAUAGUUCUUUCAGGAGGGCACACAAUAGGGAAGGGCAGAUGCUUGACAUUUAACACGGCACUCUACCAGGACUCGAACAUCGAUCCUUCCUACGCGGCGUCGUUGAAGAGUAAGUGCCCCAAUAGCGCCACCGACGCGACCCUCUUCCCCAUUGACGUGCAGACGGAGAACGUGUUCGACAACGACUACUACAAGAACCUAAUCCAGAAGAGGGGCCUCUUCCGCUCCGAUCGGGUGCUCUACAAUGGCGGCUCCGCCGACUCCACCGUCGCCUGCUUCGCCAACAGUCAGAACAAGUUCUUCAAGGAAUUUGGGAUCUCCAUGAUCAAGAUGGGUCGCAUCCAGCCAGCUGCAGGAACCAAGCUGGAGGUGAGGCGCAACUGCAGGAAGCCCAAUUCCGUGGCCUGAGAGACAGAGUACAUCAACUUAUGCGACUCUGUGAGCAGUUUGUAACAUUAUUCCCAUAUAUAUGUAUCUCCUUACGCUAUGCCAUCGUAAUCAAUAAAGAUUUGGUUGAAGGAA